Messenger RNA from Drosophila arizonae, 1968 nucleotides. RefSeq names its product gamma-tubulin complex component 4 (gene Grip75). Gene Ontology annotation, biological process: meiotic cell cycle; cytoplasmic microtubule organization; spindle assembly. Gene Ontology annotation, molecular function: gamma-tubulin binding; microtubule minus-end binding. NCBI's taxonomy places the organism in Eukaryota, Metazoa, Arthropoda, Insecta, Diptera, Drosophilidae. The record is from RefSeq and is a predicted model, not a curated record. Gene Ontology annotation, cellular component: gamma-tubulin complex; spindle pole; microtubule organizing center.
AUAUACAAACAAUUAAACAUGAUUCAUGAUAUUUUACUAUCGUGCAUGAGCUUGAGCCGAAAGGGAAUUGGCAUUAAAAGUUUUCUUGCAACAAAUGUUGUUGAAGAAUUCAUGCAUCCUUGUGAGAGGGCCAUUUUUGAGAAAAUUAUUGAUAUCUUAAGCAGCCUAAAUGAAAUUGUACGAUUCGCUAAGUUCUUUGGAGGCGUCAGUCAACGCGACAUUUCGGACUUUUCGGAUGCGCAUGAGUACUCAGCGGGUUAUUACCUAAGGAAUUUCGCCCAGGGCAUCGAAAGUGCUCUCGAUGAUUAUUAUAAAGAAACAGCAGAACUGGAAACUAUAACCGAACAAAACACAACGCAUUCUUUAAAUUAUAUUUACAACUCUCUGGAACAACAUCUACCAAUUAUAAUUUUUUUGCGUAAACUAAUUAACGAUGCCAGAAUACAGAAACUAAAUGGCUGUCAGCUGCUAGAAAAUCUGCAUGUCUCUUAUGAUCACGGAGAUAUUCGUCUGAAGAAAAUAAUCAACAAAGUUUCGAGGCCCGUAAAAUUGGCUUUCUUGUCGCACCUGACGCACUGGCUCUUGUUUGGCAUUAUUGAUGAUGAAUACGCAGAGUUCUUUAUAAACUAUAGACCAAACGAAGGCGUUGCAAAGACUUCCUGUGAUAAAUCUUACACAAGCACUAAUAGUCCGCCGAGCAUAUUGAGCGAGGAGGAGAUAUGGCAAUAUGAGAUCAGAUUUAGUCAGUUACCAAGUUUUGUGUCAGCCGUUUUAGCUGAAAAGAUAUUAUUCGUCGGACAGACGGUACUCGUUUUUAAAUUAGAUCGACGCAAGAUUAAAACUGAUUCUUGGAUAUCGAAAUCGCAAGCACCAUUCUGUGAUGAUAUCGGUGAGCUUUGGAAUGGCAAGGAAGGAAUGUUUUGUAAUCUGAUUGAAGAUCUAAAUCAGGAUGAUAAGAUCGAUGUGUUUGAAUUGGAAAGAGCUAUUAAUCAAAUCAAAAAAUACGUUAGCCAACGUUUGUCGGAAAUAGCAGUGAUUGAAGAUGAUUUGGAGCGUCAAUUGUGUCUCAUCAAAGACUUUUACCUGUUGGGACGAGGCGAAUUUUAUUUGGAAUUCUUUCGUCAAUUAUAUGAAAGCUCAGAAAAUUUUGCAGAACUAAAUAACAAAAACUACACCAAAGCUUUUGAGAUUGCAGCAAACGUAAUGGCAACUGCUGAUGAUUUGGAGAACUUUUCAUUGAGUGUUCAGAAAACAACCAUCGAUUUAGACGAGAGUUGUGAAUUUGCAUUGUUUCAAAAUCUUCAUCUGAAAUACAUAUAUAAAUGGCCAUUGAACCUUUUGUUUUCCCCAACGACCGUAGAACGUUACAAUACCGUUUUUCGUUUUCUAUUAACUGUUCGAAAAAUACAGUAUGAUCUUCAACUUGUUUGGGCUCGUCACAAAUGGACAUCUAAAACUGGGAAUCCAGUCGAUAUCAAGAUUAUUAGUUUACGGAAUCAUUUAAUGUUUUUUUUGGACAACUUACAGUAUUACAUACAGGUUGAUGUACUCGAAUGCCAGUUCAGUAUGCUCAUGAAUGUGAUUGCCAGUAAAGCCGAUUUUGAAGAAAUUCAAAGAGCUCAUUCAGUAUUUCUUGCCAAUGUACUUUCACAAUGCUUUCUGCUGACAGAUGAAACGGAUAAAAAGAUAAAUACUUCACAGCCAGCGCGUCAUUCCCAAUAUCCGGUUUAUGGAACCAUCCUCGAAAUAUUUAGUUUAUGUGAGAAAUUUAGUGUAGUGAAUGAACACAAUUUAGAUGAUGUCGACAGGCUCGAGGAUAGAUUUAACGUUGCCAUCUCUGGAUUAAUAAAAUUAUUGGUUAACAUUAAGAGCGCAUCCAGUUUUGGUGCACUUUCGCAGCUCUUAUUAAGAUUGGAUUUCAAUCGUUGGUUUAGUUUAAAAAGACAUGAAGUCGCAGCACUAUAAAUA